Messenger RNA from Rangifer tarandus platyrhynchus (Svalbard reindeer), 477 nucleotides. The record is from the annotation of a GenBank genome assembly. NCBI's taxonomy places the organism in Eukaryota, Metazoa, Chordata, Mammalia, Artiodactyla, Cervidae.
AUGGACAGCAGGGAGUGUUCGCUUAAGGCUUUCCUGAGGAAGAAAGCAGAGUUGCAGCCUUCCCAGGAGAAGAGGCAGCCCUCGGAGCCACCAAGCCCAUUGAUGGCCUGGGGCUUGCCAGGUGCCCAGAGCAGCAGUCAGCAGGAGCCACAGACUCAGGACUGGGUGUGCGAGCCGCAGGACAGCUGGCGCCAGAGCCACCGCCGCUGGAGCGUCAGCAUAGAUGAGCGCCGGAGGCUGGCCAUGCUGGGCCGCGGCGAGAAGCCGGGCCUCGCGGGGGCGCCCCCCUCCUGCAGGGACCUCGCGCGGAUCGUGGCCCAGCUGGUGUCCGAGGACGUGGACAAGGACGUGCUCUUCCCCCACCCGCCGAGGUCCUCCGAGUCCACCAACGCCUUCCAAGCCUUCCUGGUCCGGAGCAAGCCUUUCUGGCACAACGUGACUCUGGAGGCCCCGGCCUCGAGGUCGCCGCCCUCCUAA